UUCAACUCCCUGGUCAUCCUGGGCAGUAGCCAGGCCCUGUGUAAUUCUGGGCCAAGCAGGGUGGUCCACCUUGGGAUCUGCCUGGUAUAAGGAUCUGGGAUUGCAGUGGGAUAAAGCUCUUCCUAGACAGCCGUCCUGCUGGGUUGGAAGCUCCCUGCCCCCAAGUUCGUUACGUGAAAGUUCUGAGCUAUAAUUACCUUGGGGCCUACCUGUGUUUUCUGUCAGUUGCUGUAAUUUUCUGGUAAAGCUACACUAACAAACUGGCAAUCAUCCCUGCCCCCCAGAAUUCACCUCUCCCACCCCUGGGAAAUACUCAUACACCCUGCAGGGUUCAGGGCUGAGCCCUGUGAAGGCCCCCAGGCAGUACUUGCAGACCCACAGACCUGCAGAGGUACCGGUCCCUGCUCCACACCGAUCUCAGUACUCCCAGGGGCCAGACGAAGGGUCCACGGACUCUUAACAUUUCCCCUGAGACUCAGCCUCACCUGCAGGCUAGAACACCUCGCCUCAGCUUCCAGUUGUGGGCAGGGGGUGGUGCCAGUAGUACCUGGGGAAAGAGCUUGGCACUUGAGAAGCCGCUUUAAUUGCCAGUUCACCCGAGUGUAGGCUUGGCACAAUGGAGGGUGAGAGGGAAAUGUAACCACUUAGCAGACAGUCGUUGGGGACUUUUCAGAAGUGGAUUAAGUGGAGGUUGAUGGGAAACAGUCAUUUUUACAGAUGUUUGUCUAAGAAUGUUAAUUUUUUUAUGGUGAUCAAGAAAUUGGAUAUAUUUAGAAAGGCAGAUGAAGAAGUAAACUGAAUACUAAACUAGUUGAGUUGACGGUUCAAAUCUGAGCAGAACCCUGUGCAGUCAAGUGGUUUACCCUAGAUCGGGACAGCUGACCCUGACCCUGAGGCUCACGAUCAAAGCAGCCCAGCUCAUCUGUGUUGGGCUUCAGUGGGUUUCUGGCUUCGCGGUGCCCACAGAGUUGAUGUUGUCUUGGGAAUGGAAGCAGAAAUAUUUUUUUAAAAUAUACGGAGUGGAGGACAUGGGACGUUCAGCAGGAAGAGUCUGCUGAAGGUGAGGGUCAUGGACUUUGUCACGUCUACGGCCAUCCUGCCCCUGCUGUUUGGCUGUGUGGGAAUCUUCGGCGUCUUCAAGCUGCUGCAGUGGAUACGCAUGAAGGCCUACCUGCGGAACGCCGUGGUGGUCGUUACCGGCGCUACCUCGGGCCUGGGGCGAGAAUGCGCCAGAGUCUUCUACUCGGCGGGUGCUAAGCUGGUGCUCUGCGGCCGAAACCGGGAGGCCCUGGAAGAGCUCACCAAAGAACUUGCUUCUCUGGCCACCAAGGUGCAGACACACAAGCCUUACAUGGUGACCUUUGACCUCGCAGACCCUGGGGCCAUCGCCGCAGCGACAGCUGAGAUCCUGCAGUGCUUUGGCCACGUGGAUGUGCUCAUCAACAACGCCGGUAUCAGCUACCGGGGUGCCAUCGUGGACACCACCACGGACGUGGAUAAGAAAGUCAUGGAGACAAACUACUUUGGCCCAGUUGCUCUAACAAAAGCGCUCCUGCCCUCCAUGAUCAAAAGGCGACAAGGCCACAUUGUUGCCAUCAGCAGCGUCCAGGGCAAAAUCAGCAUUCCCUUCCGAUCAGCAUACGCAGCCUCCAAACACGCAACCCAGGCCUUCUUUGACUGUCUUCGUGCCGAGAUGGAGCAGUAUGAGAUCGAGGUGACUGUCAUCAGCCCUGGCUACAUCCACACCAACCUCUCUCUCAAUGCCGUCACUGCUGACGGGUCCACAUACGGAGUCAUGGACAAGACCACAGCCCAGGGCCGAAGCCCUGCGGAGGUGGCCCGAGAUGUUCUGGCUGCCGUGGGGAAGAAAAAGAAAGAUGUGAUCCUGGCUGACUUGUUGCCUUCCUUGGCCAUUUAUCUGCGAACUCUGGCUCCUGGGCUCUUCUUCCGCCUCAUGGCCUCCAGGGCCAGAAAGGAGCGGAAGUCCAAGAACUCCUAGUAGCGCGUCCGAGCUGCGAUAGGGGGCACCUGCUCAACGGGAUGGCUGCGUUUGUUGAGACCUUACUGGAUGUUUGCCUUACGGGUGGAAAAGAUGGAACAAACCCUUCUGAAGAUCCCUGGCUAGGCCCCUGUGAAGAGAAUGAGAACCAAAAAGGGCAACCGCCUACUCAAGGGUGAGGGGUAAACCUUAAGGAACAAAUGUGGAGCUGUGUUUCAACUAAGACUUUGAAAUGAAUGAACGGUUAGGAGUUGUAGUCCUCAAGGGCUGAAAGCACCAUGCCUCCUUUGAGUUCCAGCCUCAGCCAGCUCCCAGACAGUGUUUCAGCCUUGAAGAUGGAAGACAUCCUGAAUCACCUGACCCACUUCUCGUAUGUGGCUGAUCUGGGUCACAUACCUAAUGGUUUUGGCAGAGUCACCCGCAGUACUCAAGGGAGCGGCUGUCGUUUUAAGAAGCCGUCAUCCAUACCCAUUUUCUGGGUCCUACAGUACGUCAUCCGACACAACAAAUGGGCUCCUGUGUGUUCUGUCUUUCCACGUAACCCGAGUGAUGCUGGCUUUAGUACCUAAAAGGAAUUCCCCCGUUUCCCUGUGAACUCUCACCUAGCCCUGUAGACCAGGCCCCACUCCAAGCAGAAGAUGAAUUUACUAAGGACGCAGGAGCCAAAAGGGAGAGGAAAACCCCGCAUGGUCCCACAAAACCUCUAGGAAGUCUGACUCCGAAGCCCAGUCAGGCGGGGAGGGAUUCCAAGGCCGCAACUGCCCCCGGAUAGAGCAGUCAUUUGUUAGUGGUGCCUGUUGGAGCGUAGCCAGAAGGGAUGCCUGCUUCCACCUUUCUGAUUUAUGAAAAAUACAAGGUUGAGGUUCAGUGAGUAAAUAAACUUCAUAUCUGAAGUUUAGGAUGGAACUUUUCCUAUUUUUGAGGCUGAAAGUGGAAAUUGUGGGUGUAUUGUAUGGCUUCCCCAAUUUGGAAUAAAAAUGUCCUAGCACGUCAUAGCAGCAUCUUGCGCUGCCUCCUAACCCUGGCCCUACAGAGCUUGUAUCGUAAACAGCUGUCCCUGAAAUAAAAAUGGCCAAAGCCAA
This is a messenger RNA of Ailuropoda melanoleuca (giant panda), 3081 nucleotides long. RefSeq names its product dehydrogenase/reductase 7B (gene DHRS7B). The record is from RefSeq and is a predicted model, not a curated record. Gene Ontology annotation, molecular function: oxidoreductase activity. The coding region runs from base 1070 to 1999 and encodes 309 amino acids. Gene Ontology annotation, cellular component: membrane. Lineage: Eukaryota; Metazoa; Chordata; Mammalia; Carnivora; Ursidae. The transcript has 7 exons.